CUCUUCUCUUUUUGAGUUCCUCUCAUGAUCCACCAGGAAUCAUUAUGCACUGUGCCGUCGCAACUUCGUAUCAAAUGAACACAUCAUUCACCAAACGCUGAAGCAUCGGAAGAUCUCUUUUGCUCUCUCAAAAACUGUGUCAUCAGUCGACGGGCACUGUUCUGACAUGAACUCCUCGUUGGAAUAAAAUCAUUAUCCUUUCAAACCAGUAGAUUUCGAGGCUCAAUUGAGUCACAUCAGACAAGUUACGUCGGGAAGCAAGGCUAUCAUGGUGUGUUGAGUCGCAAACGAAGAAUCUCAAACGUGACAAGUUUCGACUCCUGGCAAACUGGCAAACCCAUUCAACUUCCAUCAUCCCGAAUUGUCCGGAGAGUAUUUUCCUGAUCAUUAUCCCAAUUCAAAUUAUUGGGUACAUCAUACACCCAAGAUCUCCACUAGCAAGGUGAUCUAGCUUUGGGAUACAUUCGAAACUUUUUCUUUGCAAGACCUGAAGGUCUCCAGAGAUACCACCAAAAAACUUCCAAAAUGCGGCAGCAUGCUUCAAUGACUCUUGUCUGUCUGUUUUGCAUUCUACGUCUGACCAAUGCCUUGUCACUUGCAAAUUUUCAAUUGGUCUCACCUACUGCAGUCUCAUUGCGUUGUUUUCUGGAAUAUAAUACUUUGAUACCAACUUGCAAAUUAUCAGACUUCAAUAAUGGCUGCUCCCUCGCUUGUCAGUCGGCCUUGACGGAAAAAGCUACAUGUGUUAAAAGUGCUUGUUCGGCAGAUAACGUAAGUCCUAAUACAUUGUUAGGAAUCGUUAAAAAUGGUGGAAUCAUUGCAGCUUUAUGUCCAAAUUUCAAAUCUUCUACUACAUCAACGACUACAUUUUUGAAAACCUCCAGUACGAGCUCGACUACGAGCGCGAAAACUACAUCGGCCAGUGUAAUGACUUCAACGACGAAUUCGGUGGUUAUAACGUCUACUACAUCGAGUUCGAGUUCAGCAGAAAGCUUUACUUCGACUGCCUUCACGACGACGUUCUCUGCGCUUCCUACCACGAGGUUGUCUACGGGUACGGAAACUUCGAGUUUUUCUCAAACAUCGCAUUCCCAAACAUUAUCGUCUCAAGAGUCCUCCUUCCAAUCUUCGCCAUCUCAAACAUUAUCAUCCACUUCACUAGCUAUCACUUCAUCAGAGUCAACGUCAGCUAGUUCCUCAGAAUCAUCAACAUCUACCUCUUCAACCACAGAUAUAAAUACAACAUCAACCAUAAGCACAACCACAACCCAAACACCCUUAUCCAUCUCUACACAAACCGCGACAUCAAAAUCAACCACCACGCGUGCGGCAGCGCCAAAUAAUGGGGAUGGAAUUAGUGGUGGUGGAAGCCCAUUCGAUAUUGAUGCGAAUAGUGGAAGUCUGCCAUCUGAAGUGGCUAAGAUGUCUGGGAGCUGGGUUAUAGGUAUGGGGUUGAUUUAUGGGGGGUUGGGAGUAUGGUUUCUUAUGUGAGUUAGGGCUGGAGCUUGAGAUUGUGGGAUUAGUACCUAGGGACAGGAAUGAUGGAGUUAGAUUGGAUUGGAUGAUAAUGUGUAGGAAAUUAUUCUUGUUUUUUAUUGGUUUGGUUUGGUUUGGUUUGGUUUGUACGAUUACAGAAGGCGCGAGUCACUUGGUUAUAUUAACUUAUGGCCGUGGACUUACUUGGGAUUGGAUUGGGAUUUGGAUUUAGAUCUGGGAAGAGCUGAAAGAGCAUUCAUGGCGCGAUUUGUACACUGUACAUUAUUUUACGACGUCAUGAAACUAUCAAGGGAAAGAGGAUGUUAAGAAAUGGAUAAAAUGGAUAUAGCAUAGGAGAAGAAA
Molecule: messenger RNA, 1839 nt
Organism: Sclerotinia trifoliorum
Lineage: Eukaryota; Fungi; Ascomycota; Leotiomycetes; Helotiales; Sclerotiniaceae
Source: the annotation of a GenBank genome assembly